AGAGAGAGGCAAAGACAGAGUCGCACACCUUUACCUUUAGCGUUGAUUUUGGACGUCGCAACUGAACAACUGACGCUUCGCGCUCGCUCGCUCGUUCUCGCUCUCCGUGGGACUCGCUCUCUCUCGCACAAAGUGCAGCUGAGCUGCCGCCGCCGCACUUGCCGCUGCCACAAAUACAACACGGCCAGCUGAACGAACGCUCUACGCUCGCCGCCGCCGCUGCUGCCGCCAGUCGAAAGUCAAAAGCAACGUGUUGUGGACGCUUUUUUCGUCGCGUCGUUGCGUUGCGUUCUCUCUCUCUCUCACUCCUUUUCCUAUCACCAACACAACCAAACAACCGACACACCAGUACACCACCCACCAACCACCAACCACCCACCACCCCGAUCCCCCGCGCAGGCUGGGAAAACUUUCACCAUUACCAACAACAACAACAAUGUCCAGCAGCGCAGCCGCAGCGCAGUUCAAGCUCGAUGCCAACUCCAAUGCCAUUGCUUUGAUAGCCGAUGUUGCCACGCUGCCACUCCCCCUUUCGCCCACUGCAACAACAACAACAACGGCGGCGGCGGGAGCAACAACAACCGCACCAGCUGAUCGCGUGGAAUGGUCGCGCUCGACGAUCCUGAACUUCAUCGAGGACUAUCGCCGGCAGCGAGUCCUUUGGGAUCCCAAUACCAAAGGUUACCACAUCAAACAGACCAAAUACGAGGCACUGAAGCUCCUGAGUCAGAAAUAUGGCACGGAAAUCCGAUCGAUUAGAUCGAAGAUCAAAUCCCUGCGCAGCUCCUUCCAUCGGGAGCAUGGGAAGGUCCUGAGCGGACGAAGUCGCGGCGUUAUCUAUCAGCCCAUGUGGUUUGCCUACGAGGCCAUUAGAUUCAUACUCGAUGGCGAGCGGGAUCAGGAUCGCGAUCAGGAUCAAGAUCAAGAUGCCGAAACGGAAACGGAAGUGGACGAAAAGCUAGCCCUGAUGCACAGCCUGGAUCUGGAGCAGCUGAAGGCGGACAAGCUGGUGGACAGGGACAUCAUACUGCAGGUGGAGCAGCAGCAGCAGCAGCAACACGAUGAGCUUACCGCUCGUAUUGCGGCCACUGUGGCCGCCGUUGCUGCCGCUGCGGCGGCUGCCAACGCUCGAGAUCGGGAGCGGGAUGUGGAUACCGCUGGCGAUAUGGAUACCACACGGGAAUUAGAACUCGAGGAGGCGGCGGUCAGCGGUGGCCUGAUCGAAUCCUCCUCGGCGGCUGUGCGGCUCGACUGGCGAGUCUGCAUCGACUUUUGUACACGUUCCUCUUCCGAUUUGGAUGGCGAGAAUUACUGCAACAUCAGCGCCGAGGAUGUGAAAACAGAAAUUAUCGAACACGAAUCGGAGCUGGGGAUGCUGGAACGGCGGACGAGCACGCCGUCGCCCAUAAAUUACUACAGGCCGACGGACCUAACGUACAACCACCGCAAACGCAAGGCGAUGGGCGUGGAGCACGUUGUGGGCGCUUUGACAUUGACGCCCAUCAAGGUGGUGGGCGGAGCGGUGGGGGCGGGAACGAUCGGUUCCGCUGGCCACCAACAGCAACAGCAGCAGCAGCAGCAUCAGCAGAUGAACCACAGCCAGCUCGCGUUUCAGGCGCUGCAGCAGCACUUUAGCCACAAUCACGGUCUUAGCCUGAGCCACUGCAACGGGCAACCGCAGCAGCAGCAGCACCAACACCAGCCACAUCAGCAGCAGCAGCAACAAGCGUUGCAACUGCAGCAACAGCAACAACAUUCCAGUAACAUGGCACAAAAACGUGAUCGUGAUCGUGAUCUCUCAACGUCAAAUGGCAACGGCAACAGCAGCAACACCAACAACAACAACAACAACAACAACAACACCUCCCUGGACCCAACAGCAACAUCCAGCAACUGCAGCUCGAGCAGCAGCAACAACAGCGCUGCCACGCCCCCCAAGCCGCUGAUCGGGGGCGGCGGACUGAGUGCCAAUCAUGUGGACGAAUAUGGUGUAUUCGGGGAAUACGUGGCCAUAACCAUACGCAAACUAAAGACGUCCAAGUCGAAGAUAGUGGUGAAGCACCUGAUCAACAAUCUGCUGUAUGAAGCCGAGCUGGGGAAAUACGAUCAUGGGAUGCCGGCCAGCAAGGAGCCGCCGCAGUUGUAUAAUAUGCAAUAAAACUAGCAAAUAGCCAGGAUCGGGAUUUUGGAUAUUGGAUAGAUCCGACCAAAAAACAAUGUAGACAAACGAAGACGGGGAGGGGUGGCAGAGACAACAACCAACGCACUAGUCAGCAAAGCAACAAUUGGUCAAAACCAGAGCCAAGAAUUCGUAGAACCAGGGGGUUUAAUUGGGGGGGAAGGGGAGGGGUUUAGAAAGCGGGUGACAUGAGCAUUUCAUUCAGGGACAAUGACCAUAUAAGUACUUUAUCUAUAUACAUUUAUAAACACAUGAACGAUAUCAGUGAGUAUAUCCGAAGUCAGUCAGUAAAAGGAGUGCAGUUGAAUUAGGGGUGAAACAAACAACAUACCAUUAAUUAAAUUGAAUUAAUUAUAAAUGCUUUACGUUAACAGUGUAUUUUUAUGCACACACCCAUAUACAUAUACGUAUGUGUAUAUAUGCUACGUUUAUAAAUAUAUAUAUACUUUUUA
Messenger RNA from Drosophila simulans, 2631 nucleotides. RefSeq lists its product as uncharacterized. The transcript is spliced from 4 exons. Bases 437 to 2158 code for a protein of 573 amino acids. Lineage: Eukaryota; Metazoa; Arthropoda; Insecta; Diptera; Drosophilidae. The record is from RefSeq and is a predicted model, not a curated record.